AUGGACGCCUUCCUGUCUUCCGUUAACGGGUCCCACACCGACGCUCCAGAAGUGGCGACGCCUCGGGAUCCCUUCGCCGGUCCUCUCGACUCGGUUGCGCCCUGGAACUACACGUUAAUUGCGUGCUUGAUGUUUGCAGUGACUUCCCUCUCGCUGGCAGAAAACUCCACAGUUAUGAUAGUAACAUACAAAUUUAAACAGCUGAGACAGCCCCUGAAUUACAUUAUUGUCAACUUAUCUGUGGCUGACUUCUGCUUGUCGCUGGUCGGAGGCACAAUCAGUUUCCUGACCAACGCGCGGGGUUACUUCUUCCUGGGCAGGUGGGCGUGCGUCCUGGAGGGAUUCGCAGUGACUUUUUUCGGGAUUGUUGCUCUCUGGUCUUUGGCAAUCCUGGCUUUUGAGCGUUUCUUUGUGAUCUGUCGCCCAUUGAAAAAUGUCCGUUUGGGAGUCAAACAUGCAGCACUGGGUCUUCUGUUUGUCUGGACUUUCUCCUUCGUCUGUACUAUUCCUCCAGUGCUUGGCUGGAACAGCUACACAGUCAGCAAGAUUGGCACUACUUGUGAACCCAACUGGUACUCAAGAGACUACAAGGACCAUACUUACAUAAUCACCUUCUUUGUCACCUGCUUUAUCCUUCCACUUGGAGUAAUCACUGUCUCCUAUGGCAAACUCAUGCAGAAACUCAGAAAGGUAUCCAAUGCUCAUGGGAAACUAGGUAAUGCUCGGAAACCGGACCAGGCAGUGGCGCGGAUGGUCAUUGUAAUGAUUAUCGCCUAUAUGGUUGGCUGGACACCUUAUGCAGCAUUCUCCAUCCUCGUUACAGUUGAUCCAACCAUCAAUAUUGACCCUUGCCUUGCAGCAGCACCAGCCUUCUUCGCUAAAACUGCAGCUGUGUACAAUCCGAUCAUUUACGUGUUCAUGAACAAGCAGUUCAGGAAAUGCCUGAUUCAGAUGUUUAAAGGCAAUGGCAACAGCAUUGACUCCUCCCAUUUGAACCCAACCUCAAACAAAGGGCCUAUCACACAAACAGAAUGUAACUUGAGAGAGAUGUCCUCCAUUGCUACCCAUGUGCCCAUGAACAUGUGCAACCUGGAGAAGACUGAUGAGGACGAAGAGCAGAACCAGCAUGAAAAUAGAGGCUCCACGGAACUUCCUCUAUCAGAAAGCAGAGUCUGUCCUCUAUAAAGCAAUCC
Ictalurus furcatus (blue catfish) is the source of this 1193-nucleotide messenger RNA. RefSeq names its product vertebrate ancient long opsin b (gene valopb). The record is from RefSeq and is a predicted model, not a curated record. Bases 1 to 1185 code for a protein of 394 amino acids. Gene Ontology annotation, cellular component: photoreceptor outer segment; membrane. Gene Ontology annotation, molecular function: G protein-coupled receptor activity. The transcript is spliced from 5 exons. NCBI's taxonomy places the organism in Eukaryota, Metazoa, Chordata, Actinopteri, Siluriformes, Ictaluridae. Gene Ontology annotation, biological process: visual perception; G protein-coupled receptor signaling pathway.